AUGGCCUCCCGUUGGACUGUCGGGAUCCGCCACCAGCGCCUCGUCCUCGGACUCGAUCUUCACAAGCUCAGUGUGAGCGCGUUCGGAGUGGCUGAGGGGGAUGAAGGGGGUAUGGGUGCCGCGCAUCGCGGCCUGGACGGCGGCUUUGCGUUCCUCGAAGUCGUCGAAGCCGAGGAUCGGGUGCUCGUCCCGUGCGCGCCCGUGUUCGGCCGCCGACUGCAGAUGGCUCAGCAGCUCCUCCAGCUCCGAGUUCUCCCCUCCGCCGCCGGUCCAUCCCCGCGAGUAGUCGCUGCUCAUCUCCCUCGACUCGUUCCGCGUCCAACGGCUCGCACCCGUUCCUUGCCGGUACCGAGCACAGUUUCCGUGUAUCUUCUCGCGAGUCCAAUGGCCUUCGCGUGCUGGGGCGAGAUGCGGUGUGGGAGCAUCUCGAAAGUACAACGCAGCCGGCCAGUGUUAAAGGACACGCCGAGGGGCACGCCUCGGGGAUCCGAGCAUGAGCUCUGGGCUGCCCUCAUCCCCCGCCCCGACCCCCGGGAUACACUCGGCCCGGAAGCCCUCCAGCCAUCAGCAACAUCGAUUCGCCACCCAGCCCGGCAUUGCACAUAUCUUCUCGCUCGAAUCGCACAAGCAGCACGUCGAAUGUCGCGUCAAUCGCCCCCAGCCACCCGUCGGAGGAACAAACAAGCCCUGCCUCUGGGCGAGCAGAUCAACUUGGCCAUGAAAAACGUCAACAUCUCACUCUCCAAGCUUUCCACGAUCCGGCAGACCGGCUGGAAGGCCCCAUCCAUCCUCGCUGACCCGGGAAGCACGACCUCGAAAAAACCUGCAAGGGAGCCAAGCAGCAUUGCGCCCGAUUGCACGCUGGAAGAAGCUCUCGACGCAAUCCUCCAAGGCCACACGGCCACUCAGAACUUACGAAGCUUGAUCUCAAACAGUGCUUUUAGCAAGAAAUCUUACGACGUCGAGCGGGCGGGACUGGCUCUAGUAAACCACGCCAUUGAGCUUAAAUUGUACAACUCAGCCCUUCGCCUGCUCGCAGUUGCACACGCCUCUCUGCAGGCCCUGAUAUCCCGCUUAACCCCAGCUCUUCCCCCCACGGCCACGCCCAAACCUAUCGAUCCGUCGCCCAUCGCCUCUACAUCCUGGCAAUCCUAUUCGAAAGUCAUGUCUUUUCUCACCCCCAACAACCACGACGAAGAAUCUACACCGCAUCUGAUUAGCGCGGCCGUGCUGGUCCUCACGGCUGUAGCUCAAGGCUUUCAAGCUUUCCUGAACGGGAACAUUGGUACAGUCGCAUCGGUCUCACGUGGUUCAGCUAGACAAGCCCCGCCCACAGCUCCUGCCGAAAGUACCCAAACCGCUCAAAUCCGUGCUGAUUGCUGCCUCUGUGCCCUGGAGUCUUGCAAUGCUCUGUUCAAAUGGAUCGUAUCACUACUUGGCGACCACCUUAGCUCUCCUCCAGAUGAACUCGUUAUCAAGAAGAUAUUAGGCGCUGUACAAGCUUGUUAUUCAGCGACAGUCAAGGCUUGCUCAUCGUGGGAAGAUUUAUUGGAACCUCGGCUAUUAUUCAAAUUGCGGAAAUCUGCCGUCUUACUAUUGCUGGCCUGCCAGAUCCGCUUGAAAGAACUCGCGCCUGCCGGCACCUCCAUGGAACAAGCUCGCAGAACUCUGUUGCUGUACGCCCGAUCAAGUCCACACCAACUCUCAGACGUGGUUUCCGAGGCAAGGACUUUUUUCACGCAAAUCGUUCAGAUUGUUCAAAGUAAAGAAACACCCGAUGCGAAUUGUGCCACUCGAAACGCAGGCUGGAGAAGUCUAUGCGAGGCGGUGAUCGGUUUAGCUCGUAAGAUUGGUGAUGUUGAACUAGUCAAUCAAGCCAGUACAUUUUUGUACUCGACAUCUGAGACUACCUAUGACCAAUCCAGGGUCACCCCUGAUGGGCAACCGUCAAAGGAAGGCAGCGCGUCCGAUAAACAUGUUGGCUUACUACUACUCAAGAUUACUGCCACCAGCACCGCACUUGAUCUAUAUUUGAAGACUGCAGAAGACAAGGAAACCGCGAACCAACUGGAAAAAUCAACGCUCACACUCGCCGCCUUGGGCCACCAACGCGCUACGAUGUCAACAGAGCAGCAUCAAAAAAUGAACAUUUUCAUUGACAAAUUACGGCGAGCAUGCGCGCGGGCGCUCAGAAAAGCUACGGCUAAUGACGGAUCACCUCCUACAAGCGACGUUUACACAGCGUGCGCUAGAGUUUCCCAAGCCAUCAUCGAUUUAUGGCUCAAAGAUAUUGAACGGCCAGCCGACAAGCCCGUUUUGGAUCCUGCGAUUCUCUCGAUGAUGAUAACCGGCACGGCGGAAACUUUGAUUGCCUUGGCUGAAAGCUCGUUUCAACUAAACUCGCCCGAUUCGCAUCACAAAGCUUUGAAACACUUGAGCCAAUGUGCACCGUUGCUGCAGUUGUUGCCUGAGCCUGAUGUAUCGGUGAUCAGAUGUCUUACCUCGACAUAUUAUAACACCGGUGUAGCAUUGUAUCAGGCCGACAAGCUAGCAAUGGCAAUCAAUUUUGUCAGACCGUCGUGCGAGCUUCCUAGCAGAUUCUUCAAAAUCCUUCAAACCGACGCGGUUCCACCAACAUGGAGCCAUUAUGAUGAUGCGAAUGGAGAGCUUGAAGUUCUGAAAAGACAGUUGCUCAAGCGCUGGGAACUUCUCGCUAUAUGCUACCUCCAGAUAGAUAAAUCACAAUCCUACCAAGCCUACGUCUCGGCCGUUGCAUCUCAUUCCGAAGUAGACUUCAGGACUCUUGGAAAGAUAGCUGAUGAUGGUUCCGGCCCCCAGUGCGCAGUUGAUGCACUGCCAGGUCUGUGUAAACUAGUGCAGCGAGUAACGUGGUUGGCCGCUUGCGACAUGCUUCUACCAAUGUCCAAAUGUAGUCUUCUCGAAAGCUUGGCACCGAAUCAACUAUCAAGUUCAGAAAUCGGGGCGAUUUUAGAGCUCCAGCUACAGUAUCUCUACCAAAACACUCGCAAGAGCGAAUGUCGUUUGGCUCUCAAAGCAAUCUUGGAUGACUGUUCCCAGAUUUAUCAACCCGCGGCCCAUCCUUUUCGGAGGGCCAGAACGCUGAUCCGGCUGAUGGAAUGGCACGUCAGCAUGAGCACAGAAUCCAAGUCCGGUUCCACUUUCCAAAUCUUGAAGCAACUAUUGGCCGAAGUCUCAGACCUACUCGAUACGUCCAACUCGGGCCUCGAUGAUUGCUUCAAGCCUUACGCUCAACAAUUUCACGCUCUGGCUUACAUGUGGCUGGCAGUAUGUUCCCAGUCGAGAAAUUUACAGAAAGAAUUCUUGGAUGCUACCGAGUCUGCCAUAAGCGCGUUGGAGAAGGUCCCAUUGCCUCCGACACCCGUUAAGCUCGGGCCCACCUUAAAGAAAGAGCCCGCCCCCAAAUCAAAACCUCGAGCAACCAUCAAAGCCACGGCUCAACCCCGGACGCGUGCUGCAGUGGCCAAGCCGAAUCAGGGCACCAACCUUCUAGCUACGCCGCCAAGCAAACGGAUUGAUCGGACUGAUUCGAUGAGGACUCCUGAACAACAGGGCGCCUCAAAGUCAACAAGAACACUGUUCCAAUCAAACAAGAACAACGUCAUUUCCACAAAUGGUGCUAUGGACGCUCUUCAUCUUGACGAUCGCGAACGUCUCGUUCAACAUCUCAUGCUCUUCACACACAUUCUUGGCGCACACGGCCUGGUUUCUCAAAAGCUGCGACUGCUGCGGUUCUUGCAGGACUUAAGUUCAGCGCGGACUUCAGUGUCAGAUAGCAAGCACUCUGAAGGUCGAAUCGCGACUAUGAUCGAACUAGCUUCAACCUAUCUGCACUGUGAAGAGUAUUCCAGUGCUAGCACGCUACUGACCGAUGCCGAGCGCUUCAUACAGUCCUUGCCGACUCACACAUUCCCGGGAGCUCUAGCUAGCGAGAGCCUCAUCUCAUUGCUUUACUCCAGGUGCUUUUCCGAAGCGGAUGACCUCGAAAGUGCAGACUCGGUGUUCAUCUCUGCGGGCGAAAAAUGGGCAUUGGCCGUCGAGGAGGAGGAGUACACCACCCGGAAUGCAGAUAUCUCUCCAGCGCAAAAAGUGAUCAAACGGACCAAAUUCUUGCGGACGAUCGCCCUCGCGUCGUUUACUUACUCUCAUAUCCAAGAAAAGCAGGGCGACUUGGCUCUCGCCAUCGAGUUCGCCACCCGCGCUGUUCGUUUGCUGCACCGGGCUUCAUCCAACAUUCUUCGGAUAUCGAAUCCCCCCCAAACAACCGUAUCCAAUGCGCCAACCAAGCCCAUCCACGAUGUGUUCAGCAGCAAUACAAAGGCUGAAGACUGUGCUCCUCUGCCCGAAAUAGCUAGUGAGGUGAACCCCCACUCCUUUACUGUUGACAGCCAUCCAGUCGGCGAGAUCACCUGGCAAGUUGCUGCCAUGAUCCCUGUAGCUUUGAGUAGGGUUAUCGGUCUAUACAUCAACAGAGGCUCGCCUAGGAUGGCUGAAGCAUAUCUGAACCAGUUUUCUACCGUUGCUGGCCAGAUCGGAUCUCACCGGCUGAAAAUCAGCGCCACCGUGAUCAGAGCCAACAUCUUGACACUCAAACGACAGUUCGAUGCGGCCCACAAUGCCCUUCAAGAUGCUUCUUCGAUGAUGGAAGAUCGGCGCACCUUUGAGCUCGCCGAAAUUUACAUGCUCAAGUGCCAGAUCUCUUAUCAGCUAAAAUCCUUUAACGAAGCCAAGGCCAAUUGCACUGAGUUGGCACGUGUGCUACAGGACCUGGAUGGUAACCAUUGCGGUUCAGCUCAUAGACCGACAAGUCCGCUCAACUCGUCGAGGAUGUCUACUCAAUCGUCAAGAGGCUUGCUUCUUGCCCCGACCGCGCCCGCUCAAUCUUUGUUAAUAGCAGCCCAGACAAAUCGCAUUCAAGUGCUCGUCGCGCGCGCAAUGCGCCGACCUGAGCAGGUUUCCCAGCCUCUUCGACUGCUUUCCAAGAUGCCGUACAAGAUCCGCGAAAAGGUUUUCGAAACAACCUUGUUAGCAAUGCUUGGGUUGGAUGACGUUCUUCAAAACUUCAGGGUGGAUCCAUUACUAGCAGUUUUAUCCGAAGCCAUGAUUGUGAUCCCUUCGCUGGAACGUCAUCCGGAUCAGUCGAAGAAUUUCCAGGAUCAGUUUCCUCAGCUUUCGCGAUCCUUGAAAACAAUGGAAGAAGUCUUGACUAAGCGGACGUUAGGAUGCGCCGACAUUCCCAAUUUAUACGAGACCGUUCACGUCUUGAUUACCCUCAAGUUCAUCAAUAGCAUUCUGCAACGAGAACGCAAAAACGUAGCUGGCGAAGUCGCAGCUCUCCUGGAUUUUGUUUGCAGUCUGACUAUACGACGGGAGAUGAUCGAAUGCGUUCGAGCUAAAUCCCGUGUCGUCGGACCUGGUGAUGAUACCAGUUGGCCAUCGGAAGUAAAGGCCAAGCAAUCGUUAUCAUCCGGAGAUGAACUACCGAUUGCCUCGAUCUCGGGAGCCGGUUCAAGACGAUGGGAACACGUGGCCUGCCAUCACAGGAAUGACAUCAUAUCGCCUGCUAAAUAUCGGCCCCUACCAGCUCUCCCUGCUGGAUGGCAUGUUGUGUCAAUACAUUUAGCCUUCGAUCAAGACAGUCUAUUCCUUAUCCAGCAUAACCAGACAUGUGAUCCUUUGGGCGUCAAACUACCUCUGGAUCGGUUCAAUCGGAGAGAAGGGGGAGACGAGCUGUUCACUUUGAAGGUGGCGCUAGAAGAACUGCAAGCCAUCGUUAGCAAGAGCAAUGCCGCGACCCAACGCGCCCGACACGUCACUGGUCGUCAGGACAAGAUCUCGUGGUGGCAAGAACGCAAGGAUUUAGACAUCAGGAUGCGGAACCUUAUCGAAAGAAUUGAGAACGAUUGGCUCGGAGCUUGUAAAGGACUAUUGCGUCCGAGUAAUAAGGUGAAUGAUAUGGCUACCCUGCAAGCAGCUUUGGAGAACAUCUUCCGACAUCAUCUGAUUUGUUCCCAAGACAAAACGGUCUACAACCGCCCGCUGGAUGAACACAUCGUCAAUUGCUUCAUAUCUUUGCCCAUCAACUGUCGGGAUGAAGACUUGGAGGAUCUUAUUCAAUUCGUGGUUGAUUCCUAUCAAAUUCACGAAGCUCCUGUCGUUGGAGACGAAGUGGAUGUAGACCAAGUUGUUUGUGAACUGCGAAACCUUCAAAAGGAGUUUUUGGUCGGUUAUUCUGAAGAAGAAUGUUCACCACAACAUCUGUUCCUGAUAUUGGACAAAAACCUGCACGGCUUUCCGUGGGAAGUCCUGCCGAUUCUGACGGGCCAUUCAGUCAGCAGGAUUCCCUCGUUAAGUUUCCUGCGCGAUCGCCUUGGCGAUGAACAGGCAAACGACUUGGCCCCCUUGUCGAUAGACCCAACUCGCACGUCGUACAUCUUGAACCCUAGCGGUGAUUUGACCAGCACUCAACUCAAGUUCGAAGGGUGGUUGGAAAGCCAACCGAGCUGGAACGGAAUCAAAGGCCGGUCACCGAGUAGCGAAGAGGUCAAGCAGGCUCUGCUUUCAUCCAAUUUGAUGCUUUAUUUCGGACAUGGCGGAGCAGAGCAAUAUAUUCGCUCUCAAACUAUCAAGCAACUCCCCCGUUGUGCAGUCGCGAUGUUGUGGGGUUGCUCGUCGGGAAUGCUGCAUGAUCAAGGUGAUUUUGAUCCUACCGGAACGCCGUACGCCUACAUGCUAGCCGGAUGCCCCGCAUUGCUAGCAAAUUUGUGGGACGUGACGGAUAAGGACAUCGACAAAUUGGCUCUCGAUCUGUUCAAGAAAACCGGCCUCGAAUCCGACGAUCAGGAUCGUGGAAGAUCUUCAUCCUCAUCAAUGACUCUGACUGGUGCGCUGGCCUCGGCAAGAUCGAGUUGUCAACUCAAGUAUCUCAACGGUGCUGCGCCUAUCGUUUACGGCAUCCCAGUCAAGUUCGAAGUCAGGCGAGGAACAGCCCAUCAAAAGCCGUCUAUGAGCCCCUAA
Messenger RNA from Puccinia triticina, 7056 nucleotides. RefSeq lists its product as uncharacterized. Gene Ontology annotation, molecular function: cysteine-type endopeptidase activity; protein binding. Bases 1 to 7056 code for a protein of 2351 amino acids. The transcript is spliced from 16 exons. Gene Ontology annotation, biological process: proteolysis; meiotic chromosome separation. Lineage: Eukaryota; Fungi; Basidiomycota; Pucciniomycetes; Pucciniales; Pucciniaceae. The record is from RefSeq and is a predicted model, not a curated record. Gene Ontology annotation, cellular component: mitotic spindle pole body; cytoplasm; mitotic spindle.